Messenger RNA from Penicillium griseofulvum, 1506 nucleotides. RefSeq names its product phosphotransferase family protein. NCBI's taxonomy places the organism in Eukaryota, Fungi, Ascomycota, Eurotiomycetes, Eurotiales, Aspergillaceae. Bases 1 to 1506 code for a protein of 501 amino acids. The record is from RefSeq and is a predicted model, not a curated record. The transcript is spliced from 3 exons. Gene Ontology annotation, cellular component: mitochondrion.
AUGGACGCCCUUAUUCACGUUGUCGAAGAAGCUGCAGGAUACGGGUCAGUCUGCGUGGAUGUAACAAAACUUCCAGAAGGAAAUUCCAACAAAGUCUUUGUUAUCACAAUGCAAGAUGGAAAACAGCUCAUCGUCAAAAUUCCAAAUCCCAAUUCGGGGCCCGCUCAUUACACAACGGCAUCUGAAGUCGCAACCAUGCAAUUCGUCCGAGAGAAGCUCCAUAUUCCCGUUCCGAAAGUUCUUGGCUAUUGCUCCAAGGCCCACGAAAGCAAGCUCAGGGUGGAGUAUAUCGUGAUGGAGAAAGCUCCUGGAGUAGAACUUGGUCGAAUAUGGGAAGAGCUCACGGUUCGCGAUAAGCUUUCUAUCGUGAAACAGAUUGCCGCUAUCACCUGCACACUCGCUCGAUCCCAAUUUCCAUACCAUGGUGCACUCUACAGAAGACAAGAUGUUACCCCAUCUGAGAGCUUUGUCCUUGAUGAUGAGUUUGCCAUUAGGCCCACGACUGGACGAGCAUGGUUCGAUAAUAGGAGAGCAGAGGUUGAAGUUCCCCGGGGUCCUUGGACCUCGGCAGAAGAAGUGAUAAAGGCACUGGUUCAGCGAGAAACGACAUGUCUAAAGACAUUCUCAACCUUCCCCCGAGACACUCAGCAAGGCAUCUUUGGCGGGCCCGGUGGUUAUCAUCCAACCAAGGAAGCGAAACUAUCUGUUCUGCGCGACUUCCUCGAAAUCUGUCCUCAUAUUCUUCCCACAGAUGAGAAACUUUCUACCGGCGUGAUUUGGCACAACGACCUUCACAUGCAUAACAUAUUCGUCGAUAUUGAGAAUCCAUCUCAGAUCACAAGCAUUAUAGAUUGGCAAAGCACACCUGUCUAUCCUAUGUUCCUGAUUUGCCAUCAUCCAUCCCUGAUUGAAUAUGAGGGACCGAAGUUGGAUGGGCUUACUAAACCUGUUCUCCCUGAAAAUAUCAAAACACUGGACCCCGAAACCAAAAAGGCAGCAAAAGACUUGUUUCUUUCCCAGUCUUUGUGGCUUACCUAUGAGAUAGAGGUACAAAGAGCUGCACCCGAGCUGUUGCAUACAUUCCGCCGCAGAGAUACAUUGCCUGGCCAAAUACUGGGAACGAUUGGGUCCACCUACGAUGAUGGAGAACCAUACGUACAAAGCUUACUUGCGGAUAUCACCGAAGAACAGGUCUGGAAGCAGGUUGUUGGAGUUGAUGGAAAUGGUAGUCUCAACAUGUUAUGCCCUUUGAGGUAUUCAAAGCAAGACAUUGCAAAGUUCAAGACAGAGUAUGCCAAGUGGGAGAAGGAUGUUGAAAGGAAGGCGCAAGUACUUGAGGAGAUAGGCGUCUAUGUAGGCUGGAAUGGUGCAGUUUCUCCUCAUGAUUAUAAUGAAGUAGUGAGGAGACUGGCUGUGGCAAAGCGGGAUUUCCUGGCUCGGGAAUCAGCGAACGAACAAGAGAGAGCGAUAUGGGAAAGUGUCUGGCCUUUUCAGAAUGUGAAAUGA